CCAUGAAGUAAUUCCUCUAUACUCUGGUCGAGGCGUACGUCUACGGCAAUGGCGGCGACGGAGCUCGCAUCGUUCUCCUUUCAGCCAUGGGCCAACAAACGGGCGGAGGAGGGGCGUUUGCAGGACAUUCUGGCGCGAGUGAGCGGCGAGCGGGGACACUUCCGAGACAUCACAGAGGCAUCGUUGCAGGAGGAGCUGGCGGCUGAUGGGGCCUUGGAGCUUAGUGAGAGUGGAACGGAGGACGAGGAAGAAGAGCGGGACGAUGCCAGCCAGCUCCCGGAGAAGGCAAGGCCCGCCACAAGAGAAGAACUGUUCAAGGCGAAAUACGAGAUGCUGGGGAACGUCAGGGCGGCCGAGCAGGAGAUUCUGAUGUCGCUGGACUUCGUGUCACUCUUGCUGUCCAGGGAUGCGCCCCGACAGGCACAGAACACCGUCUCUCCGUUCCUGAGAGAUGCCGUACCCCUUGGUACGCUGGGGGCGGAUGUGUGGAAGCGGAUGUCUACCAACAGUGCUAGGGAGGCGGACUACGAAAAGCUGGCAGCUAACGUACGAAUCGAAAGUCUCCAAGAAAGUGCAGACAACUUGUUGGCAGCUGCAACGCGCCUAGAGAGCAACGUGCGGAAAGAAACGCAGUACUGGGAACAGGUUCUGUCUAUCUCGGAAGAGGGCUGGAACAUUUGCCGCAUUCCGGGACAGCAGCACCGACUUGGAGUCAGCUUUGGGUUUAGCGAGAGUGCGCCAGAGUUCUCGCGAAGAGGCCUCGCUGCCCUGAAUUCAAGCUCCGACGGCGGCGUGGUGGUUGAGCGAGGCAUUGGUAGUGCUUCCAAAGCGUUACAGGCCACUCUGCAUCAAGAUGGACAGAUUAUUGGCACCUCCAAGAUUCCCAGACUCCUGGAUGUGGAAGAGACAACGCUGGAGGCCCGCAUACGCUACGCUCGAGACAGUCUAUUCGAUGAGGAGCUCUACCACGAGAUGAUUCGCGAAAGCCGGACCAUCACGUCUCUGGGGGCGGGAAUGCAAGGGUCAACAAUCGAAGUCAAGCUGGGCAAUGGCAUGCGUAUGUCGUUCGACUUGAUCUCUCUGGACGACAGCGCCGAGGCCAACGGUGACGGGUCGAGCGGUGGCGAUACCGCAGCUCAGACCGUUGCCCUUGCGGCGAGGCUUCUGCUAAGCCAGGCACACCGGGAGCAAAUCAGAGCAAGAUCUGCCGUUCCGGCGCCGAUUUCCGACAAGUCCAAAGAGGAAAGAGUGGUGAUGCCAAUCUUGAGGCCGAUCAUGUCACCGCUGCUUCACCGCGAGUCACUUGAACGACUGAACGCAUAUAUCGGUGGCGUGGACGAAAUGCUGGUUGCCGCUCACGUGGAGCACACGGCUGAGCUCGCGCACAUCUCCUUGGCCGGGAACGGGACAGUCGAAAGCGCGGGGGCCUUGAUGACAAUGCUCCAAAAACCAUGGACAUCCGAGGCCAAGCUACAGAUCUCAGACUCGAAGGGGAUUGAGGCUUGUCUUGUUAUCAGGCUCGAGACUACAUUGACGGAAGGGUUUGGGUCGAAGCUUUUUCUCCAUGUACCGUGGCGCGAGGAACCGUAUCGACUCGACAGCUUGGAAGAUCUCGCUUCGGCUGCCGACGCAAAGCUCGCGACACUUUUAGCGCGCAGUCUUGUGAAUGACAUGGACGGCGAAUGGAAAUGCAAGGACAAUGAAGCUCUCGUCACUCAGGACGUUGGCCCGAUGAGGAAGGGGCAGGCGAUAUGGGUCACGGUGGAUAGCAGGAGGAGGACAUUGUCUCUGAACUCGUUGAGCAAGGAGAUGUCGUGGAGAGGAGAGGGAGAGAAGUCGGAGAAGGGGCUGUGGGAGGCUGUCGGGGAGGUGCUGUAGGGUGGUGCUUCUGUCAUGCAAGGCUUCAAGCUGAGGAAAAAUUCUCCCAUUAAAUAUCUCAUGCUUGCCAUCAUAAACGAAUCCGUUUGAAGACCAUGGAUAUGUGAUGUAGUAGUUGCGAUGCGU
Messenger RNA from Neohortaea acidophila, 2004 nucleotides. RefSeq names its product subunit 17 of mediator complex-domain-containing protein. Gene Ontology annotation, cellular component: mediator complex; core mediator complex. The transcript has a single exon. Lineage: Eukaryota; Fungi; Ascomycota; Dothideomycetes; Mycosphaerellales; Teratosphaeriaceae. The coding region runs from base 49 to 1878 and encodes 609 amino acids. Gene Ontology annotation, biological process: regulation of transcription by RNA polymerase II. Gene Ontology annotation, molecular function: transcription coregulator activity. The record is from RefSeq and is a predicted model, not a curated record.